AUGAAUAUUUUUGAAACUUAUGAUAAGCUGAUAGAAAAUAUUCAACAAAUUCCUCUUGAUGUUUAUCUUUUUAUUCGUAAAAAUACAAGAAUUAAUUUAAAAUUAGAUAAGUUAAUAAAUAAAUAUAAUAAGCUUUUAAAGUAUACUUAUAGAGGAUACAGUGUAGAUGAAGAAAAAAUAAAAAAGUUGUCUACAAAAAUUUUUAAGUUAAGAAAAGUUCUUAUAGAUUCUUCUGACGUUUUAAAAAAAGUGCUUUUGGAUUUACAAGAAAAAAGUGAUAAAAUUUGCAACAUGAAUUAUGAAAAUAAUUUAUUACCGAAAUUAGAUAUUGAGAAUAUUAAUAGAAUAGUAAAAGUUGGACGUUAUAAAGAACAUGGACCAUACUAUUGUAUUUGCAAACAGAAAGCAUAUGACAAUAUGAUUGCUUGUAAUAAUACCAAUUGUAGAAUAAAAUGGUUUCAUUUUGUAUGUGCAGGAAUCACUCUGCCACCGAAAAGUGUAUGGUAUUGUACUGAAUGUAAGAAGAUGAAAUAA
Messenger RNA from Vairimorpha ceranae, 534 nucleotides. RefSeq names its product chromatin remodeling protein. The transcript has a single exon. Bases 1 to 534 code for a protein of 177 amino acids. Lineage: Eukaryota; Fungi; Microsporidia; Nosematidae. The record is from RefSeq and is a predicted model, not a curated record.